CAGCCCACACUCUCGUUUACAAGGCCAAUUUCUCCGCCUUAAACCACAGCAAAGCCUCUCCUGUCCCAGGAGGAUCAGAACUUUGCAUAGACGAUAUUAGAGAGAAGAUAGAGACGACAGAAACGAAACUUAUCAAGUCAUUAGCAUUGUUUUGUUGCAUUGUUUCUUUCCUUGCGCGAUAUAUUUAUUAGAGAGCCCGACACCGACAUUUGGUGUCUAUCACCCAUAUUCUUUGGUUUAUCUUCAUACCAUAUAAUCCACAACACACAGACAUAUAUACGACACACAUCUACAUAAACCACCAAGACAACAAUGUCUCGGGAGUACGACUACCCACCUCCGAGAUACUCGGAGACCCCACGGGGAGGGGGCAGGGACUCUUACGAUCGGCCACGACGCCGCAACUCGUUCGACGACCACAGGCCCCGCUACGACGACCACCCAAGAGACCGUCGUCCCAGCCCCAGAGAUUACGGCUAUGACAACAGGGAUCGGGAUCGGGACCGGGACCGUGAUCGGGACCGUGACCGUCCUCGCUACUCAGACCGUGACCGGGACCGAGACCACGACCGCGACCGGCCACGUUACUCUGACCGUGACCGCGACGGCAGGGAACACCCCUCAGACCGCUACCGCGACUCGGCAGGGCGCGGCGGCUACGACCGUGACCGCGACCGAGGAGACCGCGACCGCUACCCCCCGCGGGCUGGUGGGGGACCAGACCUGCGCCGCUCGGCCACCACUCGCGAAAAGGGCCGCGGCAGCGACGCGGCCGCAUACGGUGCCGCUGGAGCAGCCGGCGGAGCAGCAGCCGCCGCCGCAGGAGCCAGGCCCGGUCUGAACCGCAGCAAAACCACCAAGGACAUCACGGCGGCGCUGAGCAAGCUGCCGUGGAAGCAAGUCGGCAUGGCAGCGUUCGAGGCGGGUGCCAUGGCGGCGGCGAGCCAGCGCGGGCAGUGGAACGCGGCCAAGGCCGGCAAGGUCGCCACCUCCGCGCUUGGGGCUGGCUUUAUGGCUGGCGUCAACAACAAGAACGGAGGUGGUGGUGGCGGAAGCGGUGGCAAGAGGAGCGGCGGCGGCGGCGGUGGUAGCGCCGGCAAGAAUGCGCUAAUGGGACUUGCUGGCGAGCAGUUGCUGAAGCAGUUUGCCAAGAAGGGGAGCAAGAAAUGAACCAAGUUCCUGCCAUUUUCACUUGAUUUUCGGGGUUUGGAGUUUCUGGGCUGGCUUGGAUUUCCUUUGUCAUUAUUCCCACGAUUCGUUCCUUUGUCACACACAAUCUCUGCUCUGUUUUGUUUGCGCUACCACAUUGCGCAGUUGAAGACGUUAUAGACCGGUAUCGGGCAUGGGUUCUCAUUGGUUAUGAUUUGCUUUUACUUUCCUUGCUUCUGCGGCUCUUAAUGUCUGACUGAACACGAUUGGACACGUUUUAUGUCUGGAGGGCGAGGAAGAGUUUUCUAUGAUACCUAGUCAAAGUUGGGGUUAUACCUACCUAUCUGCUUUUUGGUUUAUGAUUAGCUAGCACAUUUUGGGAUAAUGCAGUUUGCAGUUAUCGUCAUGUUCAUGAGCAUUUCGCAAAAAAGUCAUUUGCUUGAAUAUCUAUGGGGAAUGAAAAAAAAAAAGUUAUCUGUG
Pyricularia oryzae 70-15 is the source of this 1629-nucleotide messenger RNA. RefSeq lists its product as uncharacterized. Lineage: Eukaryota; Fungi; Ascomycota; Sordariomycetes; Magnaporthales; Pyriculariaceae. The record is from RefSeq and is a predicted model, not a curated record. Bases 313 to 1170 code for a protein of 285 amino acids. The transcript has a single exon.